AGCAGAAACAAGUCUGACUGAGUUUACGAAUUUAGAAGUUACUUAAGAAGGAGAAAAAAGAAAAAAAGCUCGAAAAAACACAGCGACCUACUCAGAAUAAUUCUGAAAACCCUGUCUCUCUUGAAUCUCGUCAACUACGUAACCUGCCCGAAUCAUAUCUCCUUUUAUCUUCUCUCUGAUGUCAGAACUUACAACCCCAGCUUCAUGUAUUUAUGAUAUCACUUAAUGUUUUCCAGAACCCAGCCAUACUGACGGCGUUCGAAAUGUAUUCAUCGUGCAUGAACACGACAGCAGUGGAGAAAUUUGGAGAUUCAGAAUUGAGAACACUUCUCGUUGAGCUCGCAGAUUUUAAUAUGACCAAGAAUAGAAGUUCCAGUUAUGAUUGGCAGAAUUUUGUGGUGAAAAUGAAACGUCGACUUAAUGUGGAUGCAUUUUUUAAACUGGACGUUUACGACGACCUGAAGAAUACUUCGCUACGACGCAUUACAGUAAUGUGAUAAUUUUACUUCAUUAUUUUGUAUAUAAUACAAUGUUCAGGUUACAAACGUAGGCUUAAUUUUAUUUUACUUUGCUUUCUACUUUUUUCAUACUUUGUAGGUGUUUGCAGUUCAACUGCCUCUACAUCACGAGUAUUACACAGCUCAAAACGUUACUCGGGAAGCACAGGUAGGCUCAUUUUCAGAUAUCGAACAAAAAUGGAGAAACUAAACUAAAACUAAACUAAGCUGAUUGCACUAUCUGUUCCAAAAUGUUUUCCUUAGAUGUCCAGGACGAAUCAUCCCAUAUAGACCAGCGUUGCAACAGGAGGAAACGGAAGGUGGAUCGAAGACUAGGGGGGGGGGGGGGGCUAAGUUCUUACAGAUAAUAAAACUAUUGUUCCUUUCAGUCUGUUCAACUUGUGGGGGGGGGAUUUUGAAUUUUGAGUCUCUGGAACGCUGUUUCCUCCGUUUUGAGGAUACUUUGCGGAACGAUACUUGUUUUUGUGGUAAAUUAGGAAAAGCAAACAAACUUGUUAACCAAUUCGACUUUCAUUUCGUUUAAUUACAUGGCUGAGAUCUUCCUCCAAAAAGUUGAUUCACAUCAAAGGAAUAUCAUAAAUAUUUUUUCUCUAGCUACGCCGUGAGCGUUAUCUGCAAUUUAUGACAGACGUGAUGACAUUAGUUACGUCAGGAAACCGUACAUUUGUGAAGCAAGAAAUGGAAAAAGUUUUGGAACUUGAAACAAAUAUAGCUAAGGUAUUUUAUAUGUUGUUGUUGUUGUUGUUGUUGUUGUUGUUGUUGUUGUUGUUGUUGUUGUUGUUGUUGUUGUUGUUGUUGUUGUUGUUGUUGUUGUUGUUGUUGUUGUUGUUGUUGUUGUUGUUGUUUUGUUGUCGUUGUCGUUGUCGUUGUCGUGUUCUUUAUAGAUACUGUACAGAUAGGGUACAAAUGACUUAAUCUCAUGCUGCUUGUUCUAUUCUAUGUAGACACAACUUCCAUUAAGUAAAAGGAAUAAUUUCAGUGUGAUCUACAACCCAGUGUCCAUUGGAAAUCUGUCCAAUAUGACAGAAAAGGUAAUUAUUUAUUUUGGUCGAUUUUUUCUCUAAAAAACUCACUCUCUUUGAAAAACUCACUCGUACGUUCGAAACUAGACUUGGAUCAAGUCCAUCUCUAGAGUCCGAGUCGCGAAGCGACGAGAUCGAGCGCUUUCCCGCGUUAUUGCACCUCGCGCUCUCCCUCUGACUCUAGAGAGACGGACUUGAUCCAAGUCUAGUUCGAAACACACUCAAAAAUUGCGUUCGCAGCCAUCAAUUGAUGAUGGCAUUAUCUAUCUUAAUAUUCUGAGCCACAUAUUAAGUAUUCAUUUUCUUUUAGUUUGACUGGUUGUCGUUUUUCGGCAACUUAACUGCUGGGUUAGGCUACGUCUUAACUCCGCGAGAAAUGUUGUUGGUAACUUCCCCAAAAAUGGUGAAAGAUAUUUUAAUUUUGUUAAAAAGCGCCAAACCAAGGUACUUAGCUGAUAAACUGUUGUAAUAAAUAAACUGUUUUGUUAUUUUUUGAAUCAACAAACAUAGGAUGCUAGCAGCUAGGUGGCAUUUUUUUCUCUUUAUAGCGUUAUAUCAAAUUAUCUGGCUUGGAGGAUUGUCUAUGGUUUGAUUGAAGUUCUACCUUCAAAGUAUGGAAAAUUAUACAGUGCAUAUCGUGGUGGUCAAUUGAAACCGAAAUGGGAUACCUGUGUCAAAGAAACAUCCAAUGCACUUCCUCUUGAGACCACGCUCAUUUUUGCACAGCAUGCACUACCAAAAGACACUGUGAUUGAGGUUAGCCGUAAAACGAUGCUUUGAUAAAAUAUAUAAGGUGAUAAUUUAGUGGCGUAGCCAAAGGGGUCAAGGUGAGACUCUGCCCCCGCCGCCCCGCCCCUCAUGAUCUCCAGAACUGUUCUUGGUAACAGUUGAAUUCUCUGCAUGAAAUCUCUGAAAUAAAGGUAAAAAUGACUUCCUUCCUAGCUAUAUUUUCUUUAAGAAAACUAAAUGUUAUUUGCUUCCAAGUGCAAACGGCCUUGCAAAAAUCAAGAAUUAGGAUUUAAAUGCCUAGACAUUGGGAAUGACGAAAUGCUUAACAAAUCCUACCCGUUGUCUUCCUUUCAUGGACUUCUGUAUCGCAUAGAGCUUGGAGUGUAUGUUAUAAGUAUUGUACAUGUUGAACAAUGAAGUAGACAGGUAAAAAUACACAAUCUGUCACAAUGGUCAGGUAAAAGAUUAGGGACAUUUCAAAGCCUGACCAUGACAGCUUAUUGUAGAAUACUACCUACACUGCUGGACCUCAUGCACGUUUGAGAUAUCUUUACAAUUCAUAUUUAGGCAAGAAGCAUGCUGCGCGAUGUAAAAGAUGUAUUCAUCAAGAUUAUUCCUAAACAAUCUUGGAUGAGUGAAAAAUCUCAGAGAGGUGCAAACGAGAAGGUAGAUUGAUUUACAUGCUAAGAAGUGAUAAUUCGUUUUUCCAAUAAUACAGAAGUUCAGAUUUGAUUUUCGCUACCAUUACCUUGACCAUUAACCAAUCAGAUGCGUUUGAUAUAUCCGAUUAACCAAUCAGAUGCGUACUAAGUCAUGCGAGGUAAUUGUAGUGAUCAGGGCCGCCGAGAAGGGGGGGGGGCAAAUUGCCCCUCCCCCACCUUAAUAGGGGCCCAACUUGAGAGCGAAAGCCUAAAAUUGAGUGGGUUUUUUCAAUUCGUCAGAGCAUUUUUGAAAUUGAGGGCCCCUUACAGUAGCUCCACAUGCAGUCUAGCUAAGGUCUAGUUGGGUGACUGACGUAAUGGAAAUCUGAACCUCUCUAAUAAAUGUGGCAGCGAACGCGAGGUUUGAUGCCUGGGGCACAGUAUAGUUGUCCUAUUUUAAUUUCGCUCCAGGUAUUCGGGUUUCUUCCUGGAGGAACACUGAACUUAUAAGGAAUGGUGAUUACUGGAGCUCUAGGGACAGAAUUGAUGAACUUGUCCAGUAUGAAUAAGUUAGUUUCGUAUGUAGUUUAGUUUAGUUUAGUUUAGUAACAACCAACGAUCAAUAGAAACUUAAUUUUAUUAAAAUUUGUCCCUCUAGGCAAAAGCUAUGAUAUUUCAUCUUGCGUAUCCUGAAAACGUGGCUUCAGAGUCGUUAAAAACCAAAGUAAGUCCUUUCCAACCUCGUUCCCAGGCUCUUCUCUAGUGUGAAGGAAUCUCCUUGAGCUUGAGAACGGUGAUGGGUCUAUGGAUAUGAUAGUGAACUUUAUUUAAGCACUGAGGCCUGUCAUCCAAAUUGAGAUGAUCUUCCCAGGCGCCGUGACAUUUGAAUUAUUUACAAUAUUUACAAGAGAAAUGAGAAUAUAUAACAAAUUAUUUCUACAGUUUAUUUUGAAUACUUUUAGUGAGGUGGAAUUCCUAAUUUGAGAUGACAGGCAUUCAUGGUGCCUACCAUCAGUAUAUACACGCAAGGGCUUGCAUUCCAUGGAUAGUGUGUUCCAUCUUUCAAUAUAACGCUUUUUAUCAAACGACUAUAUAGCAACCAAGCUUUGUGGUAAACAACACACAAACAUGUGUUUUUAUACUUUUCAGUUUGAAGUAGACGUCAGUUAUUUUACAACAUAUCAGAAAGUUAAAUCGUUCAUGGUUACGGAACAUUUCAAGUCUUUGAAGACAAGUAAAAAUCGAAAUGAGUAAGUGGCGUAUUGUUCUUUUAUAUCAUUCAUUGAGAUAAUUUAUCCAAUGUAUUCAUCGGCUACGAGAUGGUUUUUAGUGCAACGCAUUUCGCAAAGUAAACUACGAUUAUUUUCAAAUGUAUUGGGACAGAUCCACCAAAUACCUGUUUUUUAACAAAAACUAGCUCCGAUCCCCCGCGCCCCCUUCCAUUCCUGCCAGGGGGGACUAUAUGGAUAUAUCUUCUCCAACUAUAUGCUCCCAGAUAGGUCUAAGGUCUAUCAUAACAUUUGAUGGUCUAUCAUAGAAGGUCUAUCAUAACAUUUACCAUAACAUUUGAUGCGUUAUGGUGUUUGGAUUUGGAGUCCAACAUUGAUAGGGGAGGGGAAUAAAGAGGAUUUAUGUGUGUAAAAAACUGACUGUGCUUAUUGACUUCUAUGGUAAAACUGCAGGUGCUCCAAAUGCUUGUAGUUAAAAGGUUUGCGAAAACUAGUUUAGACCUACAAUCCUGGCAAAAAUUAUUGUGGACAGCGCGCGCGGAAAUAGAAAUACCAUCCUUGGCCAAUAUAUACAGUACGUGCAAAACAGCAAUGUUUAACUCCCUCCUCCCGGUUCAAUGUUGAAAGCUUAUACAUUGGUUAGGUGAAAGCUUUGCGAAAUGCAUGUCAACACCUUAGACCUAUCUGGGAGCAUGUAGUUGGAGAAGAUAUAUCCAUAUAGUCCCCAUGGCAGGAAUGGAACUUGCGGUACUACGAUUCCCGUACAGCGCUUUGGCCACUGAGCUACAUAAUUCGGUUGCCAAGAACUAACAUGCACAAGUUCAUGUAUACAAUACAAGGAAUCUCAACAAGUUAUGGCCUUAUAUUGUUAUUUACAAUAACAAUUUAAGGCUUAGACAACAGGACAAACAAAGCCUUAAAAGUUACUGUAGGAAAGAAAACAGAUUUAAAUUUUCAGAUUUAAAGGAAAAUUAAACUAGUCUGUGAUUAUGAUUGACCUCGGUCCUCCGAAGCAAGAAUAACUAUAAGGAAUGAUUUUUUCAAGGUUCAUGGAAAAAGACCCUAUGAAACCAACGGCGUUUUAUUAUCCAACUCGUAAUAUAGUAGGUACGUAUAAACGUGUUUUUCAUUGCUGAAGAGCGAGCGAGGCAGCACACUAUUCUUCACAGUUCACACAGCUUGCGUCUCUAUGAAAUAGAAAGGGGAGGACGUUGAGGAUGUCAAUGUGGAAAAAUUAUGAUCCUGGCAGGGAGUCAAAGAGAUCAAGGAGACAAAGGGCUUAUUAAAACUCUCCGAAAUUUAUUUACAUUUUUGUAUCUUUGUUUUAGGAAUUUCUGUUGGUUUUCUUCAAACUAAGUUAUUUUCUCUGGAGAAUUAUAAGUAUGUGAAGUUGGUUUUCAAAUUUUUACCAGUAAAGAUUUAGGAUUUGAACGCCCAUUUCCCCUUACUACUGAGUUCAGCCCGCUACUGUAGUUCGAGGGUAGGGUAUUUUUUACAUUAGGUGACUGCGGGUGUUUCCUCAAAGGCCCAGGGCUGCAAAUUACUGUCGGACAUCGGACAAUUUCCGACUAAAUUUGGCAAAUGUCCGAGCAAAAGUAAAUUGUCACAUUUUUUUGCUGUCACAAAAUCCGAUUGCAAGUUCACUCAAUUUGCAUUUUGCAAUAAUAUUUAUGAGGCAUUCUAGCAUUUAACUUAACGUUGCAUCGGAAUGGCUAUACAUACUUUUCUCGUGACUUAUAUAUAUCUUGUGACGUAUACUGUAUAUGUCUGACCAAAUUUAGUGGAGUUGGUUUUUGUCCGACCAAACUCAAGUUAUGUCCGACCAAAAUUAAAAGUGAUCGGACUAAUGUCCUGUCAAGUCAAAUAUUUAUUUGCAGCCCUGAAGGCCCGUUUCAGGUCGUUUACAUUCGCACUUUUUGCUGUGAUUUUAGGUGCGGUUUUCGUCUCCUGACGGAUGUGAACGAGUGGAUGAGUUAUCCAGGUUCAAAUAAGGGUGCAUAUACUCAGAACAUUCAUAACUCAUCUACUGAUUCACAUGCGUCAGAAGAAUAAAUUAACUCUAUUUUUCAGUGAACAAUAUUUGCAUACAGUAUCUCUUUUGUUUGAUAUUGUAGAUCUGCUAACUUUGGUGUACUUGGUUUUGUCAUUGGACAUGAAAUUAAUCAUGGAUAUGAUUCAAAGGGUUAGUUACUGUAUUAUCAAUAAUCACACUUCGUGACAUUUUCACGUCAUAAUUCAAACUGUUGAAGAUAGAAAUUCAUUGAGGUGGCACAGUUCAGCCUUUUGAACGAUGGUUUUUAAGGCGCAUUUCAGCCCUUUUAAUUGAAAAAACUAACCAGGAAAAUCAAUUAAGCAUAAUUCAAGAUCAGCAAACUUAAUGUUUUUAACAUUUUAAAACAUUUUUAUUGUUAAAAAUAUUGAGUUCACUGAUCUUGAAUCAUGCAUAAUUGAUUUUCCUAGUUAGUUUUUUCAAUUAAAAGGGCUGAUAUGCGCCUUAAAAACCAUCACUCAAAAGGCUGAUUCCAUAACUGGAGUCGACUGUGCGAAGGCUGAAUGGUGAUUUUUUCAACUCUCCGACACAAUGCCUAAAUUAAGGCUGUGAAACUGCGGAAACGGACCUCACAAUAAAUUUAAAUUAAAAACACUUCAAUUUAUCAGUUGCUAAACUUUACUAAUCUUGGUUAAUUCAACGGUCAAUUUUAGAUAGGUUGAAAAAAUCACUAUCCUAUGGAUAGUGAAUCGAUAUGACAAUGAAAGAGAGACUUGGAGCAAGUCUAUUCGUAUUGCUGUAUUGUAUGUAAUGUAGCAAUAUACUGUAUAUGUACUUUUGGUUCUGUGGUGGGAAAGAGACAAAAAGUUAGAAAGAAGUUUUUGCUUAAAUAGGCAAUUCCAGCUUUUAGUUUAUGCGUGUAGGGGACGAUGGGAAGUAAGGUAUCACAUUGUUGAUUAUGCUGAAAAAAUAGAAAUGGUGGCUGUGUAAACACAGAGUGAUAGCUUAUACUUGUAAAUAUUGAAAUAUUUCGGUUGUUUCGGUAGUUUUUAUUGAAAUUUUUCAGCAUAAUCAGCAAUAUGAUACCUUACUUCCCAUCAUCCCCUGCAGGCAUAAACUAAAAGCUGGAAUUGCCUAUUGUUGUGUUGUGCAGGUUUCAGAUUUGACAAGUACGGUGACCAACGGAAAUGGGUGUCCGACAACUCUUCUAAGAACAUCGAGAAGAAGCAUUUAUGUCUGAAGCGUUCCUACAGUAAUUUCACAUACAACAAUCGUAAGGUAACGCCAUGAUUUUAAUUAUAGUUUCUGAAAAACAUUGUUUCAUUACACGUCUUGCAACUGGUCCACGUCUAGAUAUCUAUUUUUAGCGCGAGUUUAGAUUUGCUGCUUGAAAAGUUUGCAAGUUCGGAAGAAGAUACUAAGACACUACUAUUAAUUUUACUUAUCUAUCUUUCUGAUUGUCGAAAACCGAUUGUUGAGAAAUUGCGCACUUUAAAAAUUAUAUGCAGUAUAAACAUGUUACGUUGGAAAUUAUCGUUAAAAAAUCGACAUGAAUGACGUCACCUUUACUCGGUCGACUGAUAUUAUGACGUCAUUAUAAAAUCGGCAUCUGGCAGAUUGUGGCAUGUAUAAUCGAUAAGAACGAUAAUUUCGGUCACUAAAGUUUAGCAUAUUUUGCGCGCUAUACGAUCGCGUGGGUGCCUGUGUAGUACCUGACUCUUCCACAGUCCCUCGCUAUAUUUGAGUACGGGAGAAUAUGCCCGUUCGCGGGUUAGGCGUUGACAGACAUGCCGUCAUCCAACGCAUCAGGGGUAGCACUAGAGAUUUAUAGAUUUAUUGUCAGACCUGUUUUCGCUCGAUAUUUACAGAGUGAAUCGAUUGAGUGCAAAGUCCGGUUGAAUUGAUCUCGAGUGUAUAUCAGAAGUCGGGUAAAUUAGAUUUUUUAACGUAUUUUACAGCUGGGCAGUGUUGGCGAUUAUCUUCAACAAUAUUGUGACAUUGGAGGCUUAACGCUCGCAUUUGAGGUGAGGAUAUUUUUCUGUGAGAUCAAGAUGAGGAUAUUUUUCUGUGAGAUCAAGAUGAGGAUAUUUUUUCUGUGAGAUCAACUACUUAGUUGAUAUCUUUUGUGUCAUGGGAUUUAAAUCAAGCCAUCUAGUCUAAGGGUGUUGACAACCUCGUAACCCUGGGUGCGAGGUUGGGUGUUGAUGGCUUCUGUUCUGCUUGUACUCCGCAACCGAUAGUCGUGCCACAGAGUACUAACCAUGCAGAGGUCUCACUUCGCGGGCAAACGUAAGUACUGUAGUUUUUACCGCGCAUUUCUGGCAGCCAUGUUCUUAGUAAGUGCCCCAAAGAGAGGCAUUCACCCCCCUGGAAUAUUAGAUAUCAAUAUGCUUUCAGGAGGAACAUGGCGGACUGGGAAAAUCCCUUACGCGGAAAUUAAUAAGAGAUGAGACCUCCGUAUGGUAUUUAUACUCUGUGGUCGUGGACAUAAUUGUUACAGGUUUUCCCUUCAUCACUUGCCCCCUUCCCAAUGUUGCUGCUAUUUUUAACGCAAUUAGCCAUUCCGAAGUUGACGAGUGGACUGGGGACGAGUGUUAAAAAGUGUCCAAAUUGAGAAAUGAACCAAAUCACUAAAAAGACCACCUCAAAAUUAGUAAGUAUACAAAGUUUGAAGACGUUUACAUGAAUACCCUUCGAAUAAUAAGCUUUCGAAAAUCCGAUAUUUACUAUGAAAUGUAUUGCAAUUUUUGUUUUUGGGACGCGCGUCCCAAAAACAAUCUUUGAAUCAAUAAUUUCAUAAUUUUCGAAAGCUUAUUAUUCGAAGGGUAUUCAUGUAAACGUCUUCAAACUUUGUAUACUUACUAAUUUUGAGGUGGUCUUUUUAGUGAUUUAGUUAAUUUCUUAAUUUGGGCACUCUUUAACACUCGUCCCAAGUCCACUCAUCAACUUCGGAAUGGCUAAUCCGACAACAUUGACUAGGGGAAAAGGGCCUCGCAUAAGGUACAGGUAUCACGCAACAAUUUAAACUCUAGCAGAGAUAAUGUAUACCCAAGUUGCCUCUUGCAGGAUCUCUAGGUCUUUGGAGACCAUUUUAGAUCUAGUAGAGCUAACCAUCGUAUAAACUAAGUUUGUUUAGUUCAGCAAGGCUUACGCAUGUCAUGUAUUAUUGGCAAGCUAUGGAACACGUUAGCUGAAAUAGGAAAUUUGUUUUCAGGCAUACAAGGAAUGGAAAAAUCACCACAGCGAAGACGAAAUCUUACCUGGACUUGACAUCACACAUAAUCAAUUAUUUUUCCUUUCAUAUGCACAGGUAUAGAACUUCUUGCUUUUCAAGGCUCCUUUCUCUCCUGUUAUAUUCAUGCAAGUAUAGGAAUCAUUAGGAAACUAGUAUCAUUCAGAAGAGACUGCAUGCCUCCACCAUCAGUGCAUGAAUUACACAUUUUUCAAUUACGCUUUAAUCAGAACUUUACAGCCCAGAGAAGCGGGACGAACCUGUUAGUCGACCGGCCAAGGUGGCAAAAAGUGCCUCUAAAGAGAGUUUGAUGGCAACUUUAUGUUAGAAGCUGGUAACAGGCAUUUUCUUAUAGUUCAAGCCUUGGUGAAUAAGACUAUAUGUGUUACCACUUCUGAUUUUUGCUUUAUAGCCAAAAAAUUGAGAAUUUUUAAAUUUUGCGUAUUAAACUACUAUGAUGGCAAAAAAUGUAAAAUUUCAUGUUCUCUUAUACAAAAAAUAAACUAUGCCACUAGAAAGAUCGCAAAAAACUAUAUAUAGGACAAUUAAGCGACUAGUGCGGUUUUCAAGCCGAUUUUGAAUUGAAGAUGGUUAAAGUUGGCAAAAUGGGUACUAAUUAGCAUUAAUUUGGUAAUUUCUGCAUUUUUUAGCAUUAAAAACUCGAAAUAGGAUUGGAAAAAUGUAGAACUCAUGUAAUUGUCUUACAUAUAGUUUUUUACGCUCUUUCUAGUGGUACAGUUUAUUUUUCGUAUAAGAGAACAUGAGAUUUUACAUUUUUUCCGAUCAUAGUAAUUUAAUAGGGAAAAUUUAAAAAUUCUCAAAUUUUUGGCUAUAAAGCAAAAAUCAGAAGUGGUAACACAUAUAGUCUUGUUCACCAAGGCUUGAACUAUAAGAAAAUGCCUGUUACCAGCUUCUAACAUAAAGUUGCCAUCCAGUUGUACAAAAUGAUGACUUGGCCAGCCGUCUAUGUGUUGAUUUUUCAUCUAAACUGAAGUCUAAUCGAUUUGUUCUUGGCCUGUAUCCAUUAGUUUCACAAAUUUUUAGACACACAAAUGAACCGAGGUGAAAACAUAGUAAAAAAUGGCGAGUUUAAGGGCAUAAUAGGUGAAAACCCAUCAUCCCUUGCGCGCUCAGAGUUUAAGUUUGACGUUUUGGAAGGACAACAUUAAUUGAAUCAGCUGUAUAAGAACCUGUUUAGGCUAACUUGAAAUAUCUAGGUUCUUAUACGCGGGGUUUUAACCGAGAUCGAUCUCGAUCCGAUCUGAGUAGACCACUUCUGCUAGAUCGAUUCAUUCCAGAUUGAACUGAAUUUAUCAAAGUGCUUUCCAUAAGAACCUAACAAAACAAUUAUUUUUCUUUUAUACUGACAGAUGUGGUGCGCAAAGUACAAAAAUUCUGCGGUAAAGCGCAUGGUGAAGGAAGGAGCCUACCCGUUCUCGUUGAGGGUGCAAGGAACCGUCAUGAACUCUCAGGAAUUUGCUGACGCGUUCUCGUGCGCCCGAGGAACGGCUAUGAAUCCCAAGGAGAAAUGUAAGGUUUGGGAAACAUGAAUUUAGAUUUUUAACAACCGUUUGUGGCUCGAUCAUGGACAUAUUUGCAAGCCUGUGAAGUUGGAGUAUAAAUACAUGUAUAUAAUGCAAUAGCCAUGGCGUGUAAAGUAUAAGGGAAUCUGUAUUUGGACUGUAUUGGGAAAUAGAAGGAACAAGAUUUCUUCUCUGAAAUAUUAAAUUCUGAGGUUGGAUGGAAAAAAGCGCUGGUUUGCCGGUAAACAACAUCAUGUAUUUGCAUCUGUUCAUGAACCAUACAUACUACAGUAAAUUCCAAAAAGCCUUUUCGAAGUUAACUGUUUUUCUUAAAGAAUAAGAUGGAUUUGAACUCUAUACCGCAGAAUUGAACAACUAUAAAUAUUCUUGCUGAUGCCUUGUAACGUGAGAUGCAUUAUAGAAUUGAUGUCUAACAAGGUUAAAACCGUUUCAAAUGUUUAUUCAAAAGUUUCAGUAGCUUUGCACUCUCUCUUCACCACACUGAACAGACAUCGGGGACAUUCAAAAUGUUCACCUGAAUUGUAUAAAAAAGUG
This is a messenger RNA of Paramuricea clavata, 11439 nucleotides long. The record is from the annotation of a GenBank genome assembly. Lineage: Eukaryota; Metazoa; Cnidaria; Anthozoa; Malacalcyonacea; Plexauridae.